Pectinophora gossypiella (pink bollworm) is the source of this 4283-nucleotide messenger RNA. It is a transcript of the gene ari-1, whose product is annotated as E3 ubiquitin-protein ligase ariadne-1. The record is from RefSeq and is a predicted model, not a curated record. Gene Ontology annotation, molecular function: ubiquitin conjugating enzyme binding; ubiquitin protein ligase activity; zinc ion binding. Gene Ontology annotation, biological process: ubiquitin-dependent protein catabolic process; positive regulation of proteasomal ubiquitin-dependent protein catabolic process; protein polyubiquitination. NCBI's taxonomy places the organism in Eukaryota, Metazoa, Arthropoda, Insecta, Lepidoptera, Gelechiidae. Bases 167 to 1696 code for a protein of 509 amino acids. Gene Ontology annotation, cellular component: ubiquitin ligase complex; cytoplasm; nucleus. The transcript has 10 exons.
CAUAGACAAUACCAUCCCAUACGUCAGAGCUUUUGGCAGCCCGUGGGUGAACUAUUUUCUUCAUUGUUGACCUUUCCUAAAUCUUAGGUGUAAUUAUUUCAUCAUUAUAAGUACUCUGGCUGUGCCCUAAUAAUCAGGUAUAUAAUAUUUUGUGGAAGUGUCGACGAUGGACUCCGAAGAUGACACAAAGGAUGAUGUGGAUUCUGGGAACGAGUCGAGCGGAGACGAUGUCGACUUUGCAAUGGACGUUGAGACCCACAGUACGAGGGAGAGGCAGACGGAUCUCGAGGAGUAUCCUUACGAGGUGUUGUCCACGGAGGAAAUCGUUCAGCACAUGGUUGAUUGCAUCAAAGAAGUGAACACAGUCGUCGAGAUACCAGCAACAACAACGCGUAUUCUGUUAAAUCACUUCAAAUGGGACAAGGAGAAGCUGAUGGAACGGUUCUAUGACGGAGACCAAGACCAGUUGUUCGCGGAGGCUAGAGUUAUUAACCCAUUCAGGAAACCCGUCAUACAGAGGCCGAAGGUAACGGUAAAGCUCUUGCUACCGAGGCGGAUAUCAACCACAGGGACUGAGGAAUGUGAAAUAUGUUUUUCAGUUCUACCUACAUCGAUGAUGACAGGCUUAGAAUGCGGUCACAGAUUCUGCACGCAGUGCUGGUGUGAAUACUUAACAACCAAAAUAAUGGAAGAAGGCUUAGGUCAAACUAUAGCGUGUGCGGCGCAUGCGUGCGACAUCCUAGUGGACGAUGCGACCGUGAUGCGGCUGGUGCGGGACCCGCGCGUCAAACUCAAGUACCAGCACAUCAUCACCAAUAGCUUCGUCGAAUGUAACCGGCUGCUGCGCUGGUGCCCGUCGCCGGACUGCAGCAACGCGCUGAAGGUGGCGUACGUGGAGGCGGCGCCGGUGACGUGCCGCUGUGGGCACACCUUCUGCUUCGCCUGCGGGGAGAACUGGCACGACCCCGUGCGGUGCUGCCUGCUCAAGAAGUGGAUCAAGAAAUGCGACGACGACUCUGAGACGUCAAACUGGAUAGCGGCGAACACGAAGGAGUGUCCCAAGUGCAACGUGACGAUCGAGAAGGACGGCGGCUGCAACCACAUGGUCUGCAAGAACCAGAACUGCAAGGCAGACUUCUGCUGGGUCUGCCUCGGGCCCUGGGAGCCGCACGGCAGCAGUUGGUACAACUGUAACAGGUACGACGAGGAUGAGGCGAAGGCGGCCCGCGACGCGCAGGAGCGGUCGCGCGCGGCGCUGCAGCGGUACCUGUUCUACUGCAACCGCUACAUGAACCACAUGCAGUCGCUGCGCUUCGAGUCCAAGCUGUACGCCUCCGUCAAGGAGAAGAUGGAGGAGAUGCAGCAGCACAACAUGAGCUGGAUCGAGGUCCAAUUCCUAAAGAAGGCGGUGGACAUCCUAUGCCAGUGCCGACAAACUCUAAUGUACACCUAUGUGUUCGCGUACUACCUGCGCAAGAACAACCAGUCGGUGAUCUUCGAGGACAAUCAGCGCGACCUCGAGUCCGCCACCGAGACGCUCUCCGAGUACCUCGAGCGGGACAUCACUAGUGAAAACCUCGCCGAUAUCAAGCAGAAGGUCCAGGAUAAGUACAGAUAUUGUGACAGCCGGCGUAAAGUCCUGCUUGAGCACGUGCACGAAGGUUACGAGAAGGAUUGCUGGGACUACACAGAGUAAAUCCCUCUUUCACACACUCGCGGAUACACCACACUCGACAAAUACCUGUGUUCAUCAGUUCAAUUAACAAUACCAAAACGAUUAGCAACAUGUUUUGUUAUUAGGUUUAAAACGUGUAUUCGAACUCCAUAGUGUUGUUGUAUGAAGCUGCAGUAAAACUGGAGGUUACAUUAUACAUUUACGCGUGAUGUCGAAAGUCUAAUCUACACAAGUCAAUCGCUCGCGUUCUUUUUAAACUUAUAAACGAUUGAUUGUUUAGUGGGGUUUCUGUCAUCGAAGUCUGUUUCGUCAUCAUUAGGUGUUUUCAAUGUUGUCUCCGGAUUUCUGUACAUAGGACAAUUCACACUGAAUUAUGUAGGGUGUUGGUACCGAGGACGUCUACCCAAUACAGAUAUUAAAGUGUUAUUUGGAGUAGGGUGUUUGACUGGCUCAAACAUAAAUUAUAAAAUGCUAAUCUAGAAACGGAAGCCAGUGUGAGAUGAAAAAUUUUUGAAUUUUAAUUCUCAUUUAUUUUUGAAUUUUAAUUAUGAAUUACGUAAUUCUUAGUACGGCGUUUGACAGCUUUUAUUGAUAACGUCAUACAGCUGUGUAUUCGUACAAAUUCAGCAGAUUUUUUCGUUUUGACGUUUCGUAAAAAGUAUCUCAUUUGUGUAAGUUGUCAAAUAGCCUAUUAGGGCUUCGUUUCCUGCGCUGUGCGUUGUUGCUGUUGCUCUAAGUCCACUAAUAUCAGGGGGUUAAAAAGGCAACAUCGAAGGAAUUCACCCUUAAAAGCAAAAUUGCUAUUUGACAUGUGUUGAUAUUGCGCACUUAGUUUUAUAUGCGCAAAUGUGAAAUUGCAAUAUUGCUUUUUUGGUUGAAUGGCUUCAAUGUGGCCUUUUAAACCUGGACUGCGAAAGCGCUCUCAGUAUCUUCGUUCUCCACAGUUCAAUGUGAAUAGUCGCUAAGCUUCGUGUGUUAUCAGAGUGGGUGUGAUUCUCUAGUAAUCGGAAUUGAAUUGGACCUAAAAGCCCAUGACAAUAUUUUAAAUGCACGUUUGACUGUAAAAUUAACGCGUGACGUUUCACAAUGAUAAUUCCGAUAAAUAUUUUAUCACGUUUUGGGCUUUAUUCGCUUUCAUGAUUUCAUCUUGCGUGUAAAUGAAUAAAAAGCAAUGCCUUAAUAAAGUAUUUACUACUCGGAUGUUGUGCGGGUUUAGUGCAGGCGGAAGAUCUCAGUUGGACGUUACUUUAUUAUCAAUUUACGGAACACUCGUUUAUAUUUCCAUGUCUGGAAACUAAAUUUCGGAAAUGUGUUAAGGAGAAGUCGAUUAUUGUGUUCUUUUAAAUAAUUUCGAUGUUGGAAAUUAAUUUUUAUUUUAAUGCAAUAAAUGAUAUAAAUUGACGCCAGGACUGUCUCCGCUCCGCUUCACUAUAUUUCUGAUCACUAUAAUAAUUUCGUCACUUUAAAGUCAGAUCUCCUGAAUAGAUAAUAGAUAGAGUUCAUAUAUUAUUUUUUGACUGUAACCAUUUAGACUUUCUAAUUUUAAUGUCAUUUGAUUUUGAUACUUUAACUGUUAAAGUAGUCGUGUAAAUUGCUUAGCGUAGUGGAUAUUUUAAACUCUUGAUGCUUAUUUGAAUCUUGUUUACUAUGACCUCAUUUCAUCGUAAUGUACAAUGUUGUGGUGUACUAGUUCGGCGUUGCUUCGCUUUACAAUUGAUUUUAUAACUGUAUGUUCGAAUCAAAAUACUGGCACAAUAUAAAUAACUAUCGGUUAAGAAGAAACGAGAAAUAUUUUUACCAAAAAUCAUAUUUUUGUUAUUAGAGUACUGUUUAUCACUAUAAAGAUUAAGCUGUUAGUUCAAGAUAUAGUGUGUUUUUAUUCUGUGAUCGACUUAUAAUUUAACGCCUCGAAGGCUUGAAGUUUCUCGGUGUUGGUAGAGCGCGGCGGCCGCGGCCGGCCCCGCUGCCUUCACUCACAUCCAUACUAUGUAACAUACACCUUACGAUUUAAUUUAAAAUAUAACGACUGGUACUGUAAAGUAUUUACUGACUAAGAGUUAGAUUCGCGCAGUUUGUCCUUAACUUUUUAAAAGCGUAGGAUAGUGAUAUGUGGCUAAGGUUCUCACAAUAGUUAUACCUGAUUAACACGGGGACUAAUCUCGGCGACGGGGCAGCUCGUAUGAAUAGAUGAAGGUAUUUUUGAAAGUUAUUGAAUCGCAAAAAUCCGCUUUUUGUAUAAUAAUUCUCGCGCUACAUAUCUCUGUCUCGUUAACGGUUAUACAAUUAAUUGGUGGUAUAAUUGGUGCAUGGGUCUGCACUGGCAGUGAAUGUCGUAUGAAGCUUGCUACUCGGGCGCACAUAGUGUGCUCGACUACUGUAGUAAGGUCCUCCCACUACCUCCGUGCGCCUCACACUCACACACCCACAAGUAUAAUGUCGGUGGACCUUCAACACACACAUACUUCUGUAAAUAUAGAUGCUAUAAAUAUAAAUAAUGGUUAAAGUUUAAAUGUACAAUAACUAUGUAUUGUCGAGCAUCUUGUAUGUGUGUCUUUGUUAAGGACACAGUUGUCUAAGAUUAAGGAAGGAAUAAAAAUAGUAACCUCGA